Messenger RNA from Ostrea edulis (European flat oyster), 1481 nucleotides. RefSeq lists its product as uncharacterized. The record is from RefSeq and is a predicted model, not a curated record. Lineage: Eukaryota; Metazoa; Mollusca; Bivalvia; Ostreida; Ostreidae. The transcript is spliced from 2 exons. The coding region runs from base 428 to 1237 and encodes 269 amino acids.
CUUUCGCCGGUCACCCCUGGCAACCUCGCGACUCUUCCCAGGAAGAGAAAGCGCUCCUGUAUCGCACACGUCUCUGCUGACUUAAACCGAGCUCGCCAUUGAUCCGUUUGUUUAAUCGGAUGGGAUUUACCAGCUUAUGAAAAUCUAGUGAUUUAAAACGGGUUUCAGUCGAACUCUUAAAUAUUUCAUAAACUGGAUAUAUAUUUAAAAAUCUUAAUAUCAACUACAAUUUAUCAGAGAACGUGGCAUUUCUGAAAUUGGUUUUAAUGAUUUUUUGGUUUGGGUUUGCCAUUUAAAACACAAUGAGAGAUGGUCCGGGAUUGAAGUCGAUAAUUGGAUAAUUUUACCUGAGCAGUAUCGCAAAGAAAACGCAAUGUGUCCUAUAUAACACGACCCACGGAGGAUCAUUACUAGCUAGACACCAGCUAUGAGUUCUAUGUACUACCGUGUGGAUCCCCCUCGACCUAAGUCCCCCACCUACGGGAUGGGCACACGGACCGCCAGGGAGGUCAAAGAAAUAACGGAGAGACUUGUCAAAUCCACGUACGAAAGAAAAUUAGCUACACAGGAAAACAAGCAUGUCAGCAACUAUGAAUAUCUGCUAGACGCAGGGAAUAGAAAACGCCUGCCGUCAGCUUGUCGUGAGAGAAACAUGAAACCGCCGACAAGUCGAGGGUCUGACGGGAAGCGGUACACCGAUAGGGACUUCCGGUUUCUUAUGCGCCGGUUAAUGAGACCUACUAUGAGUGCUAGCGCAAAAUACCAAAAACAGGAUGAGGACAAUGUAAAUAAAAUGCAGAACUUAAAAGAAGGCAAAAUUGUUCGCGAUAAAUCCGAAAGAGCCGAGUCUGCCAAGAGUGUCAUUCGGAUCAGCCGCCCUACGACCGCUUCCCGCGCUAAAACUUUUGAGUGCCAUUUGUGUUAUGAACACGUCAAUAAAAAAGCCGAUGGGGAUGUGGACGCGUUCGAUUAUGAAUAUUCGGAAUCCAAGUGUGUGCCCAAGGAAGAGUUGGAAUAUAUUGUUGAAAGAGUGGCGAUGCCGACGUGUUCCAGCGCCAAAGGCCACCGGAAAUGUGCCAAAACACCAGUAUAUAUUGACGAAGUUAAAAUACGAGAACAACUGCCUCUCGUUAGUGGUUUAGGGAGAAGCAAAAAUGUGCAGGAAAUAACGAACCGUCUUCACCAACGAAGAUAUAAAAUGACCCCCAUGGCAACAGAGGUCACCGUAUACUCCUAACUAUCACGAAAAUUCGUCAUUUUCGGAGUCUCGACAUUUUUUUUCGUCGAUAGUUAAAGACUCGUGUGUGGAAAUAGCACUUUUGUUUCGUUUUACGCAAGGAUCUGCAUUUUGAAUCUUUACUAAAAGAUUCUCAGGAUUUUCGCCUAGUCUGAAGUGAUUAGUAUUUCCCUUACACCGAGUACAUUUUUUUUUUUAAACUGAUGAAAAUGGAUGUUAAUUAAUAAAUGAUUGAGAUCAGUAA